This is a messenger RNA of Chara braunii, 1667 nucleotides long. The record is from the annotation of a GenBank genome assembly. NCBI's taxonomy places the organism in Eukaryota, Viridiplantae, Streptophyta, Charophyceae, Charales, Characeae.
GUGCCACGUGAACUCGGUGCUUCGUGCGUCUUGCUAGGUGAACUUGAUGCUUCGUGCUACGUGCUUUGAGUGCAACCAUGAAUUAACUUGGUGCCCCUCUCCCUCUCUCUCCUUACGUGCUUCAUGAACUAACUUGGUGCUUCGCACUUCAAGAACACCGACGUGCAUUGGUGCGCUACUCAGCUUGAGGCUUUGUCAUUCUUCGUUGGAGGCUCCGUCGAAUUGGACGCCUGCGUCGACUGGCUCCCUCAGGGAAACUUGUUAUUACUAUUAGGAUUUUUAAUUUUCUUUGCGCCGAAGGGGAGGAGAUGCAAGCCAGUAAUGUUGCAAGGCAUGAUGGUAGAACGGCGAACGAACUGAGACCCCCGGGUUGUAUCCGAGGGCUGCUGCACCAAGCUGAUGGGUCAGCCAGGUGGUCUCAACAGCAUACCAGUGUGCUUGCUGCAGUCUACGGUCCUAGAGCAAUUAGUCAAUGGAAGGAGAAUGCUGAGCAGGCGAUGAUUGACGUGAUAUGGAAAGCGAAGAUCGGUGGGCAGCUCUCGAGCUCAGACACAGAAGCUCAGGCCGCCAUCCGGCGCUUUGUGGAGACUGUCGUGAUCAGCGAGGCCUACCCGCGAGCCGGUAUCUCCGUCAUCGUGCAGGUGAUCCAUGACGAUGGAGCUCUUCUGGCGUGUGCGGUGAACGCCGUCUGCGCUGCCCUUGUCGACGCGGCGAUCUCCUUGAGAGGGAUGGUUGUCGCCGUCGGAUGCGCCGUCUCCAGGGAAGGAGGGGUCUUUCUGGACCCGACCAAGACGGAGGAGAAAGAGUUCCCGGCCUCGCUCUGCCUCGCGCUGCCCGCUUGUCCCAUUUCUGUUGACGUCAACACCCGCGGCAAUGUAGAUAGGCUUGCGAACGAUGUGCCGGUCGGAAAUCAGCUCUGCGACGGGGAGGUUAUCUUAUCCGUCACCCGCGGUUCGAUGGAAGUGAAGACGUAUCUGGCCUGUCUAGCCAAGGCACAGGCAUGUUGUGCGCCCUUGUCGAACGACAACAGUGGUGGACGUUUGCACCUGUUCACAGGCGACACGGCAGCGUUGUUGAGGGUUGUCAUCACCCCUCCAGUUCACGGGGUUCUUUGCGAGUACGCUGCCUGUGACAUUUGCUUGGAGUUUGUGUUCCAGUGGCUCCGCGACGUCGUCCUCUGCGAUUGCAGACGUAGCCCGUCCUGCACGAGGUUGAUGGAGGGUGAUGUGCGAGGUACGGCGGUUCCCGGCAGACAGCGCGGUUGUCCUUUGAGCCUCGGCGAGGUGCGACCAGUUACAAGCACCUGCAUCGAUGGAGGGCGAGCAGUUGAGGACACGGAGAGGACUGUCUGCAUCGGAGAUGAGCGCAGUGGGGGCGGCGGUGUCAGCGGUCGAUGUCGGAUGUAGUGCGGAGAGAGUGCUGGGCGUCAUGAAGUUGAAACUUUCCAUGCGUAGGCGAAGGUUGCUCAUGCAGCAGAUCGUCAACAUCCCAGACUGCGUGUCUGCUUCAGAGGCAGUCAUUCAAUUAUGCUCCGCACUGUCGUCCGGAGUCCACACGCCGGACGCAUCCACCUGGACAGCGGAUGAGAAGCAUACCCAGUGAGCACUGCAUUCGGCCGGCCAUUGAUGUCUCCGUAUGCCAUAAAAAAAUAAAAGUUCUGACCGUUG